This is a messenger RNA of Herpailurus yagouaroundi (jaguarundi), 450 nucleotides long. RefSeq names its product chromosome unknown C16orf92 homolog (gene FIMP1). The transcript has 4 exons. Gene Ontology annotation, biological process: fusion of sperm to egg plasma membrane involved in single fertilization. Bases 25 to 357 code for a protein of 110 amino acids. Lineage: Eukaryota; Metazoa; Chordata; Mammalia; Carnivora; Felidae. The record is from RefSeq and is a predicted model, not a curated record.
CCCUGUCACAGGAGGAGAGGAGUCAUGAGGCUGUGGCUGUGGGCUUGGGUGUGGGUGUGGCUGCUGGGGCUGGGGGCCAUAGAAACAGCACCCAGCCCACAGAGGGCCAACACCUUGACCCGGGGAGCAGAGUCUGUGCUCUUCCUGGACAGACCUGACUUCUUUGAUUACCCGGACUCAGACCAAGCCAGGCUCCUGGCCGUGGCCCGGUUUAUUGGAGAGAAACCCGUCAUCUUUGUUAACUCAGGAUACAACUCUGAGUUCUUCUAUCACAUCCUAGUGGGUGCUCUGGUAGUGGCCUUCCUCUUCCUCCUUUUCCAGUUCUGCACACACAUGAGCUGCCAAAAAGGGGCCUAAGGAGCCGGACAAGGGCCUUGCACUCUGCCCUGAGUGCCCAAACCUGCCCUCCUUUCCCGCUGAUGAAUACAAGUCUGCUUUUUUCUUCCCUGA